AUGCAGCUGGACCGGUGGCUGCGCACACAACGAGCGGCAGUGGGCCGCGGCUCUCCAGAACACCUUGCGAUCGAGAUUGCCGCCAGCAGCGGGUCCAUAACACGCGUGCCUACCGUGAUCUUGGGGAAGUCUUCCGCCGCGGCCUCCGCCAGGCCCCUGAUCUGUCCGGGUCACGACGUCGAUGCGGGAGUCAGGCUACCAACAAGGGCCAGCGCGCUGGGGGCAGCGGCAUCCUCUCUCACGCCGUCCUCGUCGUGCUCACCUGCCCAAGGCCCUGGCGCCCGAAGGCGCUGGCCAGAGAUUGCGCCCCCUUUCGCAGCAUCCUGCUCCUCGUCGGCACAGGACCUGGCCCUCAGCCCGGCUCCGCUCUUUGAAGGCGUCCGUGGCGGACAACUGCUCACACGCAAAUCGAUGAUGCGGCUGAUGUGGACUGGGGUCCAGUCACUGGACUGGAUCCCUGCGCCCACUCCUCAUUGCAGCCCCGCCUGCAAGCUGCACACGCAGGAAGAUGCUGGCCCGCCAGGCCUGCCCAGCUUUUUCGGGCGGAGCGCCGCUGUGGCAAGAGAGAAGGGGCGCGGCGGCCUGCGGGCGCUGCCGUUUGACACCGCGUGGGCCCCGAACGUCAGCACGGAGAGUCUGGCGCCCGGGCUUUUUGCGUUCAGCAUAGUGCCCUACGCUGGCUUCCUUUACCACCUGACGAGAUCCAAGCAGGCACCGCCCGUCAUGCUCUUUGGCUUCUAUUUUCUUCUGGUAUUUGUGGGUGUCACGAUACCUGCCGGAAUAUACGCAAAAAGCAACUUCGGGACAAGCCUGGCCAAUGUCGAUUGGUUGCAUGGAGGCGCCGAGUCAUUGCUCACCAUAACGAAUCUCCUGAUUGUUUGGGGAUUACGGCAAGGGAUACGUGAUGCUGAAGCGAAGAAAAUCGAGCAAGUCAGCGAGCUGGUUGUUGAACCUGAAAGCAAAGCCGAGAGAUGA
This is a messenger RNA of Ostreobium quekettii, 975 nucleotides long. NCBI's taxonomy places the organism in Eukaryota, Viridiplantae, Chlorophyta, Ulvophyceae, Bryopsidales, Ostreobiaceae. The record is from the annotation of a GenBank genome assembly.